Chilo suppressalis (striped riceborer) is the source of this 3121-nucleotide messenger RNA. The record is from the annotation of a GenBank genome assembly. Lineage: Eukaryota; Metazoa; Arthropoda; Insecta; Lepidoptera; Crambidae.
GUAUGCUUAAUUUCGUAAUAUUUACUAUUAAGUGCAUAAAUAAAGGUGUAUAAAUGUAUUGGUUUUCUGUAAAAAAUCCAAUGAAUUGGUUUGUUGUAAUGGACUAAUGGGGUGCUUUCAUAGCAAAAAAGAGUCUUCGGACAUACAUCCCAGCAUUUAUCGGGUAAUCAAUAUUGAUGAAAACGGAGCAGAACUAUGUUCAGGACAACUUGAGAUUACAGAAUCUGAUAUAAUAUUGUAUCGUGAAGGACGUGAUUCUACCAUAUGGCCUUUACAUUCACUCAGAAGAUACGGAUUCGAAGGAGAAAUAUUUAGCUUUGAAUCAGGUAGAAGAUGUGAAACUGGUGCAGGUAUAUAUGCUUUCAGAUGUCGAAGAGCUUCCCUCCUUUUUCAUACUUUACAACAGCAAAUUCAACUGCGAAAUGCUAUUCAUGAUUCUGUUUCAUAUCCAGUAUCACAUAUGACUCCAUCACCACAAGGUAGACAAACACUGCAAGCUAGUGUUGUUCACCGGUCUUCUAUAGAUAAUGGUCAACCAGAAAGCAGUACUAGGUCCACUUUUAGCAAUAAUAAUGCAAAUAUAACAUCCAAUAUUGGAGUUCCCAGACCAGUGACUCAAACAACAAGAUUUUCUUCUAGCGCUGAUAUUUUGGAAGUCAUGCCCUUGUAUCCUCGUUCUCAAGCAAAUGGAAACCAUGUAACGAAUUUGUAUCAAGUGAGAGAUUUCAAAAGAGAACAUAAUAAUAAUCAAGCGGAAACUCCUACAGGAGUUGAUGUUCAUCAUGUUUACAGUAAUGAUCUUACAAGAGACUUAGCUAUUCUUAGAAAUACUUUACGGCAAGAAACUGCAUUGAAUACAAUGCGAGAUAUAGAAGAUGAAACUCGUUUCCUUGAAGGUAGAUAUUUAAAUGAAAAUGUUCCUAAUAAAAACAAUCCAGUUGCUAACCCAUUGUCCCCGACUUUGAGUAAUAACAGUGAGCAUUAUGCACAAUUAAGCAUAGAACAACAGGAAGCAGCUAGGUUAUAUGUAAAUGUAACACCAAAUGAGACAAACACACAUGACAAAAGUAAAACUGAACCAGUUCCACCUACUCCACUUACACCAAAGCAAGUAGAAUAUUGUAAUUUACCUGUUGGAAUGAAGCCAGAAAUGAAUAGUUAUGCAAAUUUAACACUGGGUGACAUAGGUGAUAGUGUGAAGAAUGGUAAACUUAUCUUACAUUUCAAUACAACAUCAGAUAAACAGAAGUUCUCUGAGUCGGACACAAUGACAUCAAUAUCACCUGUUGAAGAGACAGAAGUGAACUAUGCUAUAUUAGAUAUUGAUUGUAAUAAGGACACUAUAAAAAGUACAAAGGAAUCUAUCUCUUCAGAAGGUCAGUCCAAUAGUAGCUCACGAAAUGAAAGCACUGCCUCAUGCACAUCACAACCAAGAGGGAGAUUAAUAUCUCAAAGUAGUGUAGAUAAAGCUACAACUGGGACAAUAUCUAUCCCCCUGGCUGCUAUAGGAUAUACAACUAUUGAUUUUGAUAAAACCGUAGCUUUAACUUCUGUGGCAGCUGGAAAUGAAGCUGAAAUGGAGAAUUCCAGAAGGACAAGGCACAGUUCAUGCAAUAUUUUACUGACUGGAAGUGCCAAUUUUGAUAAGGGAAAACUUUGUAAUUAUUAAUUUUAGCUCUCAAAAUCUUGCAUCUAUUUAAUUAAGGUAUAUUAAGUAUUACUUUCAAAUAUGUGCCAAAAAUUAUGUGUAAUUGUAUGAGUAGUCACUGUCACAAGUAGCUGAAAAUUGUGUAAUAAAACAUAGGGGCAAAAAACAUCAAACCUCAGGCAUGCAUAUUUGAAAUUCAAAUUGACAUACUUUCUUUCUGUCUGCACUUCACAUGGCUAUGUUGCCUGCAUCAUACUUUGUAGGGAGUGGAAGGAGUGACUUAUCAAGUUUACAAAUAUACAAAAUGAAUAGCCCUUUGGUUAAUUAACAUGCCUAGAUAGAGCAAUCCCAAUAAACCAUGCAAAGAAAACUGCUCAUGUUAUGUGAAAUGUGUGUGUGAUUUUAAUCAGAUUGUUUGAAAGCAGUCAAUGUGUGUGUGUGUGACGAGCGUAUCAACCAUAUGUAAAAGAUAUUUUUUGGGCUGCUUCGGUGCAGUUAAUAUGGUAUCUAGGCAUCUAUAUAAUCAAAGACUGUACCAAAUUUUUACAAAUCAUGUCUCCCAUUUAUGCCACCAUAUGGAUAGCUACAUUUUACAAAAGCAUACUGGAAUAAUUAAAAUUGUUCAUUAGGUUGUAUUACAAUGGGCCAACAUAAUCCAUAAUAUUGUUUAAUAUGGGUUAAAUUCUUAUGAUUGACAAUUAUUGCCUCUAUGUAGCAUUUAAAUGAUAUUUGUCUACUAUCAGCCAAUUUGAUUCUUGACCCACCAUAAGUUUAUUUUUUUACAACCAUUGCAAAACAUUAAGAUAGGCUCAAAUGUAUAGGCUGAUUGGCUUAUAGGUAUGCUUCCAGCAAAUAUGUUAAUAUCUGAACAAUCUUAAUGACGUGACAGAUUUUGUCGCCUCCCUCCCUGUGACGUAGUGUUGACAUUACAAUAUUAAUAUUAGGAAUUUUGCCCAUAGUGCUAGAGCCUGCGGGAGCGCUGAGCGGGCGCGUGUUUUUGUUUCAUGUUAUUUCAUAGAGUUGCCCUGCGUGAAGCGGGUCUCCCGCGCAUCGAAGUUCUAUGAAAUUACAUAAAAACUACACGCGGAGGAGAGGACGUUCGCUUCGUGCUCCCGCUUAACGCAGCGCAUGCCGUAAGGAUUUCCAUAGUAGUUUACCAGUAAUUUUCUUAAUGUCAAGAAAUCUAAGAGUUUCUGUUACAUUUACGAUUUUAAAAUUGAUUUCGAAAUUCAAACUACUAUUCCAAUUUCAUAUAAAAGAUGAUCUAUUGCAUUAUAAACAAAGAUCUUUGAAUAUUAGGAGGUCCUUCAUUCAAUAACGCAUUUCUAUACAGGAAAAUUCGUCUAUUUUGACAAUUUUAAGUAAAAUAUUGGGCAAGUUGGUCAGAUAUCAACCAAAGGGCUAUUUGUUCCAUAGUACGUACUUACAUAAUAUACAGGUUCUUGUGAUAGCAGCUAUAGCAUAAAAACUAUU